Messenger RNA from Closterium sp. Naga37s-1, 1518 nucleotides. The record is from the annotation of a GenBank genome assembly. NCBI's taxonomy places the organism in Eukaryota, Viridiplantae, Streptophyta, Zygnematophyceae, Desmidiales, Closteriaceae.
AUGAUGACUGCGGCCAGUCUCCCCGCGUAUCCCUGUCCAUCCCUCCCGCGCCUCCUCUCCCUCCUCCCCACCCUCGUCGUCCUCCUCCUCGCCCUCUCCCUCCCCGCGGCGCGCGGCGAGAUCUCUGACGCGCUGCUGGAGGCGGACAAGCGCGCGAUCGUGCUGUUCGACACGUUCGGGUUCGAAUCCAACGGUCACGUUGACAUGAACGUGUCGUCUGUCGAGGUGCUUGUGCCGGAGAACGCGGCGGCGGCCGACAAGACGUUGAUGGGAUUUUUUUUAACGACGGCGGAGGACGAGUUAGAGCUUCAGAACGACUUCCAGGCGGGACACUGCGUGCUCGCCAACGCGCACGUGCACCGCCUCUUCACGCUGCAGGUGCGCGCCGUGCUCCGCGCGCCGUGCAGCCACCCUCACACUCCUAUCCCCCCCCUCCUCUACCCGCUCUCCCUGGCUCCACCCCUCCCUGGCACACAUCUCCAGGACGUGGUAUCACAGCAGCAGGGUCCAGACAAGCCCUUCACCUUGCGCUACACAGUGCCCGACGCCAAGGAGUACUCUCUCUUCUUUGCCAACUGCCAGCCGCACGCGCGCGUCUCCCUCAACUGCUCCUUCGCCCUCUACAACGUCGCUCCCAGCGGCCGCAUCGACUACCUCCCGGGCGGCAAAACCCAGCUGCCCAUGCUCUACAGCGCCUUCUACCUCGCGUACAUGGUGGCCGGCAUCGUUUGGAUUUAUCUGUGCCACAAGCACUGGGCGAGAACCCACCGGAUUCACAUUCUGAUGGGCGUGCUGGUGCUGCUGAAAGCGUUCACUGUGCUGUCACAGGCGGGGGAGUAUGCGUAUAUCCGCGCCACGGGGGACCCGCAAGGGUGGAACAUUGCUUUCUACGUGUUCAGCUUCUUCCGAGGAAUCAUGCUGUUCACGGUGAUAGUGUUGAUUGGCACGGGGUGGUCCGUGGUGAAGCCGUACCUGCAGGACAAGGAGAAGAAGGUCAUCCUCAUUGUCAUUCCGCUGCAGGUCUUUGCGAACAUCGCAACAAUCAUCCUGGACGAGAGCGGGCCGUCGUCGCAGUCAUGGUUCACGUGGCGUGACAUCUUCCACCUGCUCGACAUCCUCUGCUGCUGCGCCGUCUUCUUCCCCAUCAUCUGGUCCAUCAAGCACCUCCGGGAGGUUGCGCAUUCCGACGGCAAGGCAGCACGCAUCGUUGCCAAGCUACAGCUCUUCCGGCACUUUUAUGUGCUCGUGGUGUGUUACAUAUACUUCACGCGCAUCGUGGUGUACGUUUUGCGGUCCACCAUGCCGUAUCAGUACGCAUGGACAGCGGAUUUGGCGGGAGAAUUGGUAACGCUGGUGUUUUAUUGCGUUACGGGUUACCAGUUCCGGCCAAUGGAAGAGAACCCGUUUCUCGCCGUGCAUGAUGAUGACACGGGAGGGUCGGAUGGGAUAGAGAUGGAUAAGGGCGCAAGCAAGCCGCUCAAGGCAGGUGACGACGAGGACGAUGAGUUUGACCUGUGA